This is a messenger RNA of Vigna unguiculata (cowpea), 945 nucleotides long. RefSeq lists its product as uncharacterized. NCBI's taxonomy places the organism in Eukaryota, Viridiplantae, Streptophyta, Magnoliopsida, Fabales, Fabaceae. The record is from RefSeq and is a predicted model, not a curated record.
AUGGAGGAACUAAAAUCUGGUAUGGAGGAGCACAUGGAGCUUAUGGCAGAUCUUGUUCAGAUGUUCUCCUCAGAUAUUCGUUUUGGCUUUAGCCCCGCUUAUGAUAACUUCAUGGGUUUCUUCCAUGCCAUUGACUGGAAGUUCACAAACACGAGUUUGGCAGAUUUCUCAACGACCUCCGCCUAUUACAAUCGACUCAAAUCUCCUGCUGACCAAUUAUCCAAUGUUGUGGCUCUUGUUUCAGAUCAACGUUUAGUACUCCGCUUGCUUGCUGGCUUAAACGAAGCCUAUGCUGGUUUUGUCACGGUUAUGCAACAAAAGGAUAACUUGCCCAGUUUUGCUAUCACAUGCUCUCGAUUGAAGUUGGAAGAAACCAUGAUUCAGGAGCGAGCAGCUCGUGCAUCUAGUUCCACUGUCCUUUUAACCGUGGAUGAUGGAUCCUCCUCACAGUCACAACCAUAUACCACUCACAAUACUCCUUCACUAGGACGUCAUAAUACAAAUCGAGGUAAGCGACCUACUCGAGGCCGAGGCAACAACAAUCGCGGUGGUAGAGGCGGACGCAGCGGUGACGGAGGUGCAAGUGUUGGACGAGGUGGUGCAGCACACCAGCAUCCGCAAUACCAAGCCUACCCACCAUAUCCUCAUCCCUUCUUUAAUCAUUGGGAUGGAUGGGCCCAUCCUCCUUGUUCUUAUCCAACAACUUCAUGGCAACCUCGACCUCCACGUCAAACUGGUAUUCUUGAACAACGACCACCACAACAAGCAUACAAUACAUCACUAGCACCACUUCUUGUUGCGAACACACCUACAGACAUUAAUGCGGCUAUGCAUACCCUUACCCUCUCUCCACCGGAUGAGAAUUGGUACAUGGACACUGGUGCUACCUCUCAUAUGACAACGGAUCAAGGAUUUGCGAACGGGGAACCAUAUAAUAAGGUGUAA